Messenger RNA from Saccostrea cuccullata (small rock oyster), 945 nucleotides. RefSeq names its product protein kreg-1-like. The transcript is spliced from 2 exons. Lineage: Eukaryota; Metazoa; Mollusca; Bivalvia; Ostreida; Ostreidae. Bases 100 to 525 code for a protein of 141 amino acids. The record is from RefSeq and is a predicted model, not a curated record.
CCCACGUGACCGAUGUUUACAAGUGUGUUUUAAGUACAGAGGAAGACAAAUACAGCAGUUCUAAACUAAAGAAGUUAUCAGUUGGACAAUUUUUGACACAUGGGAAUGGAUUACUCAAGACAGUCACAAUCAACGGUUCAUCCACCCCCACCAAACCAACCCUAUCCUCAACCAGCACCACAACCAAGUGCCCCGCCCCCAUAUAGCGCACCACCUCAGCCGUAUAACAGUCCAUAUCCUGCUCAACCACCAGCUUACAAUUACGGACCCAAUCCUUACCAACCAGCGGGGCAGCCUUAUGGACAAUAUGGACCACCCCCACCCCCACCAGUACAACCUGUAGUGGCACCGCCAGCAGUGGUUUACGUGGAUGGACAUCAUGGGCAUCACGGCUUUGGGCAUCAUGGCUUAGGUCAUGUGUUAGGAGGUCAUCACGGUGUGUUCGGUCACCAUGGAGGACACCAUGGUUUUGGUCACCAUGGAUUUGGUCACCAUGGUUUUGGUCACCAUGGUGGUCAUCAUUGAACAAAACUGGUGGUCAUUAUUGAACAAAACUAGAAAUUGUUCAUUAGUGUGCAAUUCUAUACAGUGUAUAUUAGAGACACUGAUAGCAAUGUUAUGUUUUUUGGUUAUCAUAUUUGUUACUUAUAUACAUAUACACGCAUAUACAGUACAGAGCCCGCUCAGGGUGAAAAAAAUCCAUUAUUUCUUUGUUUGUUUUUAUAUUAUUGUAUUUUCACAUUACACGUACAUGAAAUGUUAUUUGUUGUUAAAGAAAUUUAACAAGUUAGACAUAAUUAAAAAAGUGAAACAAAGAUUUGAUUUUUUAAAAAAAAUCUUUCAUGAAACCGUAUUUGAGAGCAGGACUUUUAGAAAGAAAUUAAUGAGCAAGAAAUAGUUAAAAUUAUAGAUAAUUUUGAGUGUUAUAGAAGGAAGAAGUUCGAU